AUGGCUCCCGCCCGUAAGAGAACCACCAACAUUGCGCGUCGCAGGCGGACAGAUGACGAAGAUGAGAGCCAGUCGGUAGCAACUCUGGCCGACGACUCCCAGAGUGACGCCUCAGUGCUCAGCGAUGUCGACGAGGACGCCGAUGCCGACAACAGCGACCUUAGUGAGGUCGACAGUGCCCCCUCCCUUACCCAAGGAAAGCCAAAGCGCAAAUCAAAUGGCCCGCGUGAUGCAAAACCUCGACAGAAUGCUAGCCAGCGGCAACCUUCUCCGCCCAUUGCUCGCUCCGACGUGGAUUUCUCCGCUGUCAAAGAGACGGAGAUCAUGAUGAACGGGCUUCAGAUUGGUGAAGAUGGAAAGGAACCUGACGAGAUUGACUUUGAGACUGGUACGGCAGCACCAGAGACGGCGCCAGCUGUUGGUGUGGCUUCCUCGCGGACAGAGACGCUGGCGGAGCGCCGGCGGCGGGAGCACGAGGAAUACAAGAAGAAACGCGACUCUGACCCGGCUUUCAUCCCCAAUCGCGGGGCCUUCUUCAUGCACGACCAGCGCCACGCACCCGGUCAGAAUGGCUUCAGGCCCGCUGGUCGCGGAAGGGGGCGGGGUGCUCCCAUCGGGGGGCCCUUCUCUCCAGCAAAUAUGAGGCCACAGCCUUCGGAGGCUACUGACUCGCCCUGGCAGCAUGAUCUGCACGAGACCGUCAAUGCACCGGGCUCCCACGAUCAGCCUGGCCCACCUCCAGCCGCUUCCCAGCAGCAACCACCGAACGCGCCCGCCUUUGCCUCUCGAGUACCUCCGGGGUCCAACCAAAAGCCUUCGCAGGCUCGUAACUUCUCCACCACGGUUCAUACGCACAAUGCCAUGGUUCGAGUAUUCUUGCCAAACAUGAAGGGCCCUAUACAAUUCCAGAAUGUACCUAUCAAGCAACAUACCCGUCUCCCCAACCACAGACCCCCGCUCCGUCGCGAUAAGCCAGUCCGUAUCUCACUUCCGCCUGCCCCGCCGCGCUACAUCUUCCCCACAGUUGAGCGCUCCUUCAUCUUCAUCCCGCGGGCACUCCGGCCCAACCAGCAGGGCUUUGGACGGGGACGGGGUAGGUUUGGAUCUUUUGGCGGGGGUUUCUCGAGCAGGCGAACAAGUGCAUAUGGAGGUAGUGUAUACUCGCCGAGCGUAGCAAUGAGCAGGCGGUCAUCGAUUGCACGCGAGAUUGGUCGUGAAAACCUGGUCUCUCCUGCUGGCUCCAUCAUGUCACGUAAUGGCGGGUUCGUUGAUCCCAGUCGUCCAGUGGUACGUCUUCCACCUGGAGGUCCCAGGAUGUCAACCGGACCUUCCAUGAUCUCGCCUACAAAUGGUGCUGUUCAGCCACCAUACCCGCUCCCACAGAAGCCGGCUUUCCGAGAAAACUGGCAAGGCCAGCUCCCCAUGCACCAGCCUCGCCCACAAAAGACUGUAUCUGUUGCUGGAAUUGAGUCACCAGCGUCAUUGAGUUUCAACCCACCCCAGCAGCAAGAACAACAACCUUUCCAUCAACAAGUGCCUGCGCACAUCAAUGGAGCUGCCCCUGCUCCUGAUCAGUCAUUCUAUCAACAUGGACGUCACGCGUCUUAUCCAAGCCAGGUAUCUACGGGAACUCCGCUCAACAAUAUUCCCGAACGGGCUAUCCAUGCGCCAGCCUUCCAGCCUUAUGCUCAGCCUGGCUUUCAACCGCAAGCCUUUGUUCCACAAGGCUACUACUAUCCACAAAAUAGUGCACAGCCGCAAUACAUGGCACCGGCGGGUAUGGUGCCUAUGUUUGUUCCUGGCGCACAGCAACCUGGUUACGUCAUGCCGGUUUCUGCUCCCCCAGUCGCUGCUCCUCCAGCUCCUGCCGGUCAACCCAACAUGGUGGCUUACGAGUCCAACGGUAUGACAUACUACGUCGACUCGGCUCAACUUUACCCAGCCCCACCGGCAGAGAAUUACGCUCAGCCUAACUAUGCUGUUCCGGGCAUGGGAGGCAUGAUGACGCCAGGGCCCGAUGGUGCCUACUACUACCCACAGCAAAUGCAGCCAGCAGGCUACUAUCCUCAGCAAUGA
Molecule: messenger RNA, 2076 nt
Organism: Bipolaris zeicola 26-R-13
Lineage: Eukaryota; Fungi; Ascomycota; Dothideomycetes; Pleosporales; Pleosporaceae
Exons: 2
Coding region: 1-2076 (691 amino acids)
Biological process (GO): mRNA processing
Cellular component (GO): exon-exon junction complex
Molecular function (GO): mRNA binding
Source: RefSeq, a predicted model, not a curated record